AUGGGAUCCCUUCUUGGGAAGCUCCAUGCUCAGAUUGUCUCUCCGGAGAUUCAGCUGCCAAAAUCACUGAAGAAAGGAAUCGAACACCUGACACAAGAUCUAGAAGAAAUAAACAGAUUGCUGGUGAAUCUGUCAACGGUGGAAGGUCCCAACUCCAUGGUCAAGCGCUGGAUGAACGAGGUGCGCGAGCUGUCCUACGACAUGGAGGAUUACAUUGACAUCACGAUGAGCUCCGACAUGGUGUCCAACCGCGGUAUGAACAAAGAGAUCCUCUCCGUGGUCACAAAAUUUAGGACUCUUGUGAGGCAGGCCCGUGAGCGGCACGAGAGGUACGAGCUUCAGCGUUGGGCAUCGAAUCCUAGCUACAUGGUGGAUGCGCAAGACCAGCUUCCAUCGUCUUUCAACGGGAAGGCUACAGGCCUCGUCGGCAUCAGUGAAUCAAGGGGCGAACUCAUCAAGUGGCUCAGUAACGCCGACGAGGCCCAAGGGCGGCUGAAAGUAGUAUCCAUUCUUGGACCUGCUGGAGUUGGUAAGAGUACGCUUGCUCAAGUAGUGUAUCGUGAAAUUGGAAGGCAGUUCGAGCGUCGAGCCUUUGUGCGGGCGUCAAGAGUUCCUGAUACACGGAGGCUUCUCCGGAGCAUGAUCUCUCAAGUCCGGCGCCAGCAACGGCUCCCUUGUGGUCUCGCCGUGCAAGAGCUCGUAGACAACCUUAGAACACAUCUUCAACAGAAGAGGUAUUUCAUUAUAAUUGAUGGUUUAUGGGAAACAAUAUCUUGGGAUAUUAUUAGAAGGGCUUUUCCGGAGAGUACUCAAGGUAGUAGAAUAUUAAUAACGACGGAUAUUGAAGAAGUUGCUCUGGAGUGCUGUGAUUAUCUAACUAAUGCAAGUGUUAAUUGGGCACCUGAGUUGGAUUCGGACUCUCGUUUCCUUGCUCAAGUAGGCAUUUUAAAGAUGGAGCCACUGAGCACAGAUGACUCCAUGGAAUUGUUCUUUAACAAAGUAGGCUGCAAGACUGAAUUAUCUGAACACCUGAAGAAAUAUGCAGAAGAGAUCAUAACAAAAUGCAGUGGUUUGCCACAAGCAAUCAUUAUCAUAGCUAGUGUUUUGGCAAGUCAACCAAAAAACUCAGAGCGGUGGUCCCAUAUUAAGGAAUUCUUAUCUUCCAGAAAUAAUAUAUCUUCGGAAGACUUGUUAAGAGAAAUAAUAGGACUCAUCUAUUAUACUCUUUCGGAACAAGUGAAGACAUGCCUACUAUAUCUUAGUUUGUAUCAUGAAGGGUACACAUUCAUGAAGGUUGAUUUGAUGAAGCAAUGGACCGCCGAAGGUUUUAUCACUCCAGUGGCAGGUAAAGAUAUUAACGAAGUUGCAGAGUGCUAUUUUGAUGAGCUUGUUGGCAGGGGACUUGUACAGCCUAAUCUCAAUUUCUCAGAUGAGGUGAUGUUCUAUACAGUGCACUCCACUAUCUUUGAAGUUAUUAAGCACAAGUCCAUAGCAGAGAAUUUCACCACUGUAAUAGACUACUCCGGAACUAUUCCAAAGCUUUUUGCAAAGGUUCGCCGACUGUCUCUCAGCUUCAGCAAUGCUAAAUAUGCAGCCAAACCUGACGGCUUCACGCUAUCACCAGUUCGAUCACUCACAUUUUAUGGACUUGUUGAGUGUCUGCCUUCCAUUAUGGAGUUUAAGCUGCUUCGAGUUUUAAUCCUUGAAUUUUGGGGAGAUCGAAAAGAGUUCGACCUAAGUGGAAUUUUUGUAUUGUGUCAGCUGAGAUAUGUGCGGAUUACAACUGAUAUUGUCAUAAAGCUACCGGUCAGUAUGCAAGGACUAAAAUAUUUGGAAACACUGGAAAUAUAUGCAAGUUUAUUGACAGUUCCAUCAGAUAUUGUCCAUCUCCCGAAACUGCUGCAUCUCCACCUUCAAGGUGAUAUAAAGCUGCCCGAUUAUGUUGGCCAACUGAAAUCCCUACGAACAUUGCAGAGUUUUGACUUGAGCAGCAACUCUGAAGACAAUGUAAAGAGCCUUAGUGAGAUGGCGAACCUGCGUGAUCUUCAUAUAACCUGUUCUACAACAUCGUCUGAUCGUCUGAACAGAAACUUGGUAGCUCUGGCUUCUUCGAUUGGGAAACAUGAAAGCCUAAAAUCUCUUACUCUUGCUCCAGGUGUUUCAUGCCCGAGCAUUUUCACGGACUGCUCCAGUAUAGUAUCUUCUCCACCUGUUUUUCUUGAGAAAUUCGAGUUGUUGCCACCCAUUUGCAUAUUUUCAAGACUUCCUGAAUGGUUUGGACAGCUCCAAAAGCUAUGUGUUCUGAAAAUUGCUGUUAGGGAACUGAGGAGGGAUGAUCUUAACAGAAUUGCUGGAUUACAGGAACUCACUGUUCUCUCGUUGGACGUCAGGCAACCAACUGCAGAAAGCAUUAUCUUCAACAGCGUGUCGUUCCCAUUUCUGAAAUAUCUCAAAUUAAGAUGUUCCGUCCUACGCCUUGCAUUUCAGGCAGAAGCAAUUCCAAACCUCCGGAGGCUCAAGCUAGAAUUCAAUGCCCACAGUCGAGAGCAGUACAGUGAUAUGCUUGCCGGCAUUGAUCACUUGUUAAGCCUCCAAGAGAUUAAUGUACGAAUUGGGGUAGCUCCUGGUGCACAGGACUUUGACAAGAUGGCAGCAGAAUCUGUAUUCAAGGACAUCAUUAGCAAGCAUUUGAGGCAUCUGAGAUUCAACGUACAAAGGGCUGAUUUCAUUGAGGAAGAUCAGAUUCCCCAAGCUCCUGGUUUAGCUACAACUUCAUCUCAUUCAGAUGGCCUACUUUAUAUGCCUACUACGGUGGAUGUCACCAGACAAUCGAGUGAGAUAGAAGUGGUUCCGGUCCCACAAGUGUCCCCACUCAAUGAUGACAAUGUGACAAGUGAUCGAGACAUACAAACAAACCUGCAUCAAGGAGUUCCCAAAUUUGGAAAUUGGGAACGCAUGGGUUCAUCUGAAGGAAACCAUGGAACUGCGCCAAACACACCUGAACUAUCCAUACUGAUUUCACGUCUCCGUGGAGACGAAAUGCCUCGCAAGUUUGGAGAAUGGGAAGAAUGGAAUGAGAAAGAUCCCUCCACAGGUGAAGGUUAA
Molecule: messenger RNA, 3105 nt
Organism: Miscanthus lutarioriparius
Lineage: Eukaryota; Viridiplantae; Streptophyta; Magnoliopsida; Poales; Poaceae
Source: the annotation of a GenBank genome assembly